Cordyceps militaris CM01 is the source of this 939-nucleotide messenger RNA. RefSeq lists its product as uncharacterized. Lineage: Eukaryota; Fungi; Ascomycota; Sordariomycetes; Hypocreales; Cordycipitaceae. The transcript has a single exon. The coding region runs from base 1 to 939 and encodes 312 amino acids. The record is from RefSeq and is a predicted model, not a curated record.
AUGGCUUGGCUUGCUUUCGCUGCUCCCCGCACUUUCAAACGGAUGCCACUAUCCCGGACCACGGAUAUCUUAAAGCUUCGCAAAAUCGCAAAAUCGCACGAUCGCACGAUGCCCACGUGGUUCCUCCUGCCGGACUUCACCUUCUCCAUGGACGGCCCGCUCCGCAUGGGCAUGGUAAUUCCGCACUGGUCCAGGUCGACGACAGUCCUUGCAGACGUUGGUGCCGAAGGCGAAAUCAAGCUCCCAGCUAUUAAGACUAUCACGGAGCGCAAUCACGUUCACAAUCAUUCAACGUCGCAAUCCGACAGUCUGAGCCUGUGGUCGACAUUCGAAAGCUUGGCGUCUGCAUCAGCCAGCGUGAACACGGGCGAGAGCAAGGGCAUUGACUACAGCAAAACAGACCAUGAAGUCAGGUUUUUCGCAGAUCCGCUGAUGCCGGACACGGCAGCAGCGGUUGCUAAACUCCCCGUAGUGCGUGCUCACAUUGACUCGGGUAUCUUUGGCAAACGCCCCGUCUACAUCGUCUCGGGCCUGCGCAUCGCCACGUCUUCAUUUACGGCGACGAAGGAAAGCAGAUACCAUUUCAGCGCUACAGCGGAGGGCUCUGCGAACCCCGUGGGUGGCUACACACCUAUGGAUGCGGGCGGAAACGUGAAGCACGACAGCCGGGACAAUAUUGCCGACUCGUAUGACACUGCGCCGGGGAUCAUUUUCGCCUACCGACUCAAUGUCAUCCGAACCCGCAGGGCGGGGGUCGAGACGGAGCUGUUCCAGCAUAAAGGCGCCUUCUUGACGGGGUCAGCCGGCGAGAGUGAUGCGCCUCUAAUUGUUGUUGAGGCAACAAAGGACGAGAUUGACGAGGACUUGGAGGAAGAGGUCGAGUACGAAACCAUGGCAGUUGGAGAGGAUGGGAUGUGUAUUUAUCUACCAAGGAGCUGA